CUGUUCCUUAUUCAGGGAUUCGACACCAAAGACACCGAGUACUCUGGUACUCGGCAGGCAUGGCAAAAACUCCAACGGACGCUACGUACGACAAACCGGAUCGAUUUCGCUAACCAGCCACCAUUAGUUCAGGCAGAAUCGGAGACGGAUUCCUCGUCGACGAGUAUUCCUGAAAGAGUAAAGCGCUCGUGGACGGACCAGCUGAUGAAUGCGUUCAGCAAAUUCCCAUGUUACGAUUCUCCGAUACCACUAAUGAACCACCUCACCCAAGUAGUGAUCGAAGUGCCUAACCUGUCAACGAUUUUCCAAUUGGAUUUCCUCGGAAAGAUAUGUUCGAUGCACGAUCACAUCGCCAAGGAACUCAGCGCAUUCGACGAUGUCACACCUUAUCGCAACAUUUGGAGUAUCGCAAAUUUCAUUUCUUGUCUUUCUCCGAACUUCCUCUUCAACUGUACAGAACUAGGCCCUAGUGAUGUACAAUUUGCGAAGGAACUCGUUGCCUUCUGCAUUCCUUACCGCGAACCGCUGAUCUCCUGCAAAAUCGCCUGCAAACAGACCUGCUCUUCUUGCCCUGGUGAGCUGCUUUAUUCUGCUUUAUUCAUUGAGUUCUUCUUUAAUGUUCAUGCUGCAACGGAGUGUGGUAUGCUUAGGGAAUUCGCGAAAUUCUGUAUUUCGAACUUCUCUAUUAGUCCCUAUUAG
This is a messenger RNA of Angiostrongylus costaricensis, 699 nucleotides long. The record is from the annotation of a GenBank genome assembly. Lineage: Eukaryota; Metazoa; Nematoda; Chromadorea; Rhabditida; Metastrongylidae.